GCGCCCCACCUCGCGCUCAACAGAAGGCACAGGACGCCAGUCACUCUGUGUGAUUUACUCGUAAUGAUUGAUGCUGCCGUUUAUACCAUAUCCCCGUUAAACCGCAGGUUACGUCGCACGGCUCUCGUGGUUAUUUUAGCAGAUCUCUACAGAAAUAUGUUUUCCCUCUAAAUUCAGUUCACACACACGAGCCUCUCCGCGCGCAGAAGCGACUCGUCGCUGCCUCCCGGUUGAACGGCGGCAGGACGAUGGCACUGCGUUGGACGGUCUCUCUGUAUCUGUCCUCGGUGGUCUAUUACGAUUCUAAUUAGCUGAUAACGUUAACAUACGUUUGACAUUUAAGACGGACGGAUGUGGGAGCAACGAUAAACGCACCUCUCUGAAAAUGGAAAAGGGGUCCAGGUUUGAAGACCUCUGAUCAUAUUGGAUCAACGGCCAGCCAGGUGGCCAAUCAGGCGACAGCCAGGCUCACUGAGGAGGGAGACCAACAGUGAGACUGGAAGACCCUCUUAUCACACCCACACUGCUUCACCCAUCCCACUCCAUCGUCACUGCCAUGUCUCUACCCAGUGGCAGCCCAGAAAGAGAGGGCUCUAGUGGGGCUCCCCCUGAGCUAGAGUGCCCUUCUUCCCCUCCUGGCAUGGACCCUGACCCCUCAUCAACGGGCAGCCCAGUGCUCAGCCCAGACUCAUCUUCCCAUGAUACACUGCUGUCAGCACCAGCAGCCUCCCCGGCAGACUCAGAGAACCUGAGCCCUGAAGAACUGGAGCUACUGGCCAAGCUGGAGGAGCAGAACAGGUUGCUGGAGGCUGAUUCCAAGUCCAUGCGGUCGAUGAGCGGUUCACGGCGCAACAGCGGCUCCUCGCUGGUGUCCAGCUCCUCGGCCUCAUCCAACCUGUCACACCUGGAGGAGGAUACCUGGAUCCUAUGGGGCCGCAUCGUCAACGAGUGGGAAGAGUGGAGACGCAAAAAGGACAAACUCCUGAAGGAGUUGAUCAGGAAAGGCAUCCCUCAUCAUUUCCGGGCCAUCGUCUGGCAGCUACUAGGCAACGCCACUGACAUGCCGGUGAAGAACCAGUACUCUGAGCUGCUAAAGAUGUCGUCUCCCUGCGAGAAACUCAUCCGCAGAGACAUUGCCCGCACCUAUCCUGAGCAUGAGUUCUUCAAAGGCCAGGACAGCCUGGGGCAGGAAGUCCUCUUCAAUGUCAUGAAGGCUUACUCUCUGGUGGAUCGAGAGGUGGGCUACUGCCAAGGCAGUGCAUUCAUUGUUGGUCUGCUGCUUAUGCAGAUGCCAGAGGAAGAGGCGUUUUGUGUUUUUGUGCGUCUGAUGCAGGAGUACCGUCUGAGGGAGCUGUUCAAACCCAGCAUGGCCGAGCUGGGCCUCUGCAUCUACCAAUUUGAGUAUCUGCUACAGGAGCAACUUCCAGAGCUGAACGUCCAUUUUCGAUCCCAGAGUUUCCACACAUCCAUGUAUGCCUCGUCCUGGUUCCUCACUCUUUUCCUCACCUUCCUUCCUUUGCCUGUCGCCACACGCAUCUUCGAUAUUUUCAUGUAUGAGGGCCUAGAGAUUAUCUUCCGUGUGGGCCUGGCCAUCUUGCAGUACAACCAGACUGACCUCAUUCAGCUGGACAUGGAGGGCAUGUCACAGCAUUUCCAGAAAGUGAUCCCCCACCAGUUUGACAGCUGCCCAGACAAGCUGAUCCUCAGGGCCUACCAGGUCAAAUACAACCCCAAGAGGAUGAAGAAACUUGAGAAAGAAUAUACUGCAAUCAAGAACAAAGAAAUGGAGGAACAAAUUGAGAUCAAGAGGUUACGCACAGAAAACAGGCUGCUGAAGCAGAGGAUUGAGACGCUGGAGAAGGAGAGUGCCGCUCUGGCAGACAGACUGAUACAGGGUCAGGUGACGAGGGCACAGGAAGCAGAGGAGAACUAUGUGAUCAAACGGGAGCUGGCAGUGGUGAGGCAGCAGUGCAGCACAGCCAGCGAGAGCCUAGAGAAAGCGCAGGACACCAUCAAAGAGCUGCAGCAACAGAAGUACACAGAGCAGUUUGUGAGCAAUCUGCAGACCCAGCUAGAGGAGUCGAGGCUGCGCGAGGCCGAACUACUGGGAGCGCUGAAAGAAAUGCAAGACAAGGUCCUGGACCUAGAGAAGAGAAGCACUUGCCUGCCUGACGAGAACAACAUGGCAGCUAUGCAGGAGGAGGUGAAGCAGAUGAAGCUGAGGGAGCUGGAGACGCUGCGCUCAUUCAGAGAGAUGCAGGACACCGUCACUGAGCUCAACCAGCGCUGGCAGCAUCAUAUGUCCCGUGGCAGCAGCACAGGUGGUGGGGGCGGCCACUGGAAAGAAUCCCCAAAGAAGAACGCCAUGAACGAGCUGCAGGACAAACUGAUGACGGUCAGACUGAGGGAGGCCCAGGCUCAGGCUGAGCUCCGAGAGGUCAAACUCAAAGCCCUGCAGCUGGAGAGCCAGAACCAGAUCCACAGCAAGCUGAUUGGUCGCAACGACCAGGAACGCUCCGCCCUGCAGGACCGGCUCCAGAUGCUGGCUAAUCAGAACAAAGCUCUCCAGGCCCAGCUCAACGAGAUGAAAAGGAAGCAGGCCGAGUCCGACUGCAAGAGUAAAGAGGAGGUGAUGGCGGUGAGACUGAGGGAAGCAGACAGCAUGGCUGCCAUGGCUGAACUCAGGCAGAAGAUCGCUGAUCUCGAGAUACAGAAGGAGGAAGGUCUGAUCCAGGGCCAGUUGAAUCACUCAGACUCCAGACAGUACAUUAACGAGCUCCGGGAUCAAAUCACUGAGCUCAAGAACGAGAUCAGGCAGUUGCGAGGGCAGAAGGUGGCCCCCAGCUCCAGAGUCAGCAGUGGAGGCGGAUGUACCAACUACCAGGAUAUGUGUCUGGCCAGCCCCGCCUCUGCUGAGGGGGACUAUCUGAGCUCAGACGAGGACCUCCUCCCCAGCCCGCUGCCUCCCAACGCCCUUUACCCCAGCCUGUCCGGCCCAUGUCACCCAUCUUCCCGCCUCGACAGCGAGGGCAGCACGGACAGCGAGGCAGAGGAGCGGGUUCUGACACAUCCGGACCCACAGCAGCUGUACAGCAGCAUGGUGUGUGCCGAGGCGCUGGAUAACUGAGACCUGGAGGGGGUGUGAAGGUUUCAUUGGAUUUCUUUGAGCUAAAGAGACGCUGGAGCUCUACGGGACGGGACUGCUACUGUAAACUGGAGCUGUAUUAUCCAAUCCAGUGCGCCACCUCGGCUUUUCCAUUGUUUACCUUUAACUUGAUGCAGACAUAGUGGCAUUGAUUGGACCUCUUGUGAUCAUCACUUCCCGUUGUCUCUCCGCUCCUGUUGGUGUCUCCAUCACCUUGUUCCCAACACUGUCCGAUCCUGUGUUCUUUGUCAAAGAGGUCAUGUAAAGCCUCUCUCCUUGUUCCCAUGUGUAACUGCACCAGAAACCAUCUGAACACAAACAUAUGACACACACACAAACAAAAUGGACUGAAACUGGACAAGCAAGACUAGUGUUGCCUCUCGCUGCUCGAGAUCGACCACUGGGCCUGAACCUGUGACUGACGAAGAGUGAAACAUGGGUAGACAGAAAAUAACUCUUCCCUCUCCCUAUAAACUGAGUGAUAGACACUUGACACACUGCGAUGCUCUGUCUACCCUUAUAUGACUCUCCUUCAUGAUUGGUUCAGAGUUAAAUACAUCUUUAUCCUCUUUUCCCUUUUUAUGCUCUCAAUAGAAAGACACGCACAGAAAACCUAUCAGCCAUCCAUUUACCUCUCAGUGUUAAAAAGAAAAUGAGUGAGUACAAGAAGGAGAGGUGCAGUGUAGGAAUAUGUACCUGUCAAACUGUAGGAAUAUCACAAGAUGGCAUUCAAUUGGUGGAAUCAUUAACACUUUAACAUACUACAGUAAAUGUGUGUGUUGUCUGUGUCUGUGGCUUGUAGAUGACGAGAAGCCAAGCGAGUUAAUACAACAGCUCAUGUCAAAACACAUUCACCAUAACCCACAGGACAAGGAAGGAAGAAACUCGACAUUGCCAAAUCUUUUGUUUUUUAAUUAUUUAUGUUAUUUAUUUUGAUAUUUGUUUUAUUUUUUUAUAUAUCUAUAUGAAACUAUAGGAGUGUAGAGAUACUGACAGAGGCCAAGCCUUCUACACCGUCCUUUGUGCCAAUUAGUCAUCUGUUACAGGUUUACUGUGACACGGAGUGUUUCAGAGACGGAAAAUGUGCUGCUAUGAUUUUGGAUUUACUUCUUCCAUUUUGUUCUUUCUGUUGUUCUUUUUUUUGUUAUUUUUGUGAGGUUAACAUGCAACCUCCUGUUUACUGCCAUAGAUUAGGUUGACAACUACUGUGCAGACUGAUCAAAUCUGAAAACUGUUUAACUUGAUUCCUCCCUGGAGCUUCAUUUUACAUUUAGCAAUGAUGGGAACAAUUUGGUUUUCUUUUAAAACCAAGCAUGAUCAUUGUUUUUGUGUGAGUUAAAGGAACAGUUUGACAUUUUAGGACAUUUAUUUGCUUUCAUGCUUAGAGUUAGAUGAGAAGAUUGACACUGAUCCUAUCUGUCAAAUAGGAUCCACAGACAGGAGGAGACAGUUGGCUUAGCUUAGAUGGGCACAGUCAAGAAAAAGUCCAGCAAGUAAACUUGUUUUUACAGUUUUAGGAUGGGACUAAGUAACUGAAUUGUGGCCACAGGUGGUACAUGUAUCACUGUAAACGCUAAAGGAACAUUAGCACAAGUAGAAGAGGUUCAUAAAGUCAGUGAACUGACUCAGUAAUGCCAGUUACAACUACAAAUACAAUGCAAUAAUAUCUACCUAAGUUUUGCUAGUGUUAGCUUAGCAUUAUAAGCAACCAGUCAUACCGGAGCAAGUGAGGCUAUAGCAGCUAGUAAAAACCCUGAGAGUAUUGAAUUGAGUAAAAGUUAGCCCUAAUUUCUUAUUUCCCCUUUCAAAAGUGACAUCGUUUUUUAGUCACUUUAAACAAACAACAUACAUGUUAUUAGUUAGAGGUUUAACUUUUGGACAGAGCAAGGCCAGCUGUUUCCUGUCUUUAUCCUAAGCUAAGAUAACCAUCUCCUGGCUGUAGCUUCAUAUUUAACAAACAGACAUGAGAGUGGUGUCAGUCCUCUCCCAAACAUCAAACAGUUCCUUUAAUUAUCAGUGUCCCAUACAAGUCAAAAGAAAUCCAGGUAACAGUGCUGAUCCGGAAUCACCAGGUCAUGUGCAUAUAUCACUUUUUGACAGCUAAAACAGCAGCAUGUGGGCCAAUGAAAGUGGAGGGAGUAGUUCAUAUCAUCAGUAUGCCAACAGAGAGUGUGUGGGUGGGAAAUAUUUUACAUAUCAAACAUUAAUAUAUUCUGUGUAGAAAAAAGGGUGUAAAAUUAAUGGAGAGAUAUGAAAUAUACAGUGUAACAGGAACAAAAGUAUAUGGAUAGGAUUUAAGCUGUAUCACUGUCAGUCAAGUGUCUUACUGAAGAUGGUGAGUGUGUAUAGUUUUAUCAAACAGGGUGCCAUAUGUAAAGCAGUGAUCUGCUUUUUUGCACUACAGGGAUAGAGGAAGUCUCUGCUCAUGUCAUUAAGCAGUGAGAGAUGGUGGGGGCGAAUGGAUUCAUGGUAGGAUAAUUUCUUAUUUUAUUCACAUCUUCACAGGGACCGUGACGGUAUCUAAGUACUUUGCUCCAAGAUUAUCCAUCCUGACUUUGUAUUGUGCUCCAUGGUUCUUCGGACUGAUGUUGAAGGAUUUCCUCUAAAGGCCCACUUUUAUGUGCAGUACAAAUGAAGGACUGGUAAAGUAGAGAAUAAUUGUCGUUUUCUAAGAAAUAAGGAAAUUGGAUCUUCCAGUAAUGGCCAUCAAAAAGCUAAAGAGGAUGUUGGUUUGCCCACCAUACUGUUGCAAGUAACAGUCUUUUAGUGGUCAUUGAUGGGUGUAGCAACUGAAAUCUCUACACUGAAAUCAGUGUUUGGAUAUCAUCAGACCAAAUGAGCAUUGUACAAAAGGUUUUAGUUGAUUUUCUUCGAGUUCUUAGUAUGCACAGACUGGCAUCGGCUCUGUUGAGCAUGAAAUUUAGGGCCUUUUUACUUUGGAUCAUAACUGGCUGAAUUUUUCACUUGAAGCUAUAAUCCUUGAGAUCAGUCUAUCAAACCUCAUUCCUUUUUAUCAUAUGUAUCUAUUCAAGGCAUUUACAUUCUGUAAUUGCCUUUCUAUAUAGUAGUUUUCAUUGUUACUGGUGGUGCCCGUCUUUCCCUUGUGGGAUUCAAAGGAUUUACAGGAAAAGAUAGAUUCAUGUACUGGACAUGAUGCAGAAGACAUAAACUGAUGCGUGCGUGCUUUUCAUGUACAGUAAUGCAAAAGGCAACAUUGGAUCAUGAGUCGGAUAAUUUAUCCUUUAUAGUCUUCUAUAAGGUGCCAGCAUACUUUGUCAAAAUUGCUUAAAGGGUGGUCGACUAGCUUUGGAAACCCCUUCCCACUGCAGUGCCCCGACGUUGGACCAGGGGUGAGGUUGUGUCCAACAAUUUCUGUAACUCUCCAAAACUGACGAGCCCAACAUUCACAUCGACUUCAUGCUGUGAUUGGCCAGCUGUGCAGUGGUGAGAAAAGUAAGCUGGGUUUGAAAUUCAUUCUUGACAACUAUUUCGGUUACUUUUGAUUUGAUUUUCAAGGGUGGCUAUUCGAAGCAGCUAUAAACACUUGCCUUCCGACGUGAUCAGACAACACAUUUUACUACUUCUUUUCAAGCAUAACUUGACCUUUAGUCUUCAUUAUCAAAACGUUGUCAAGCAGUAAAUCCUCUCAGCCCAUAAUUUGGUUGGCUGCACUGUAAACAUAUGGACAAGUUGUUCUUCUGUUGCAUUUCUGACAGAGUAACUAACCACUCAAAGCAUGUUUCAAACUGAUCUCGGGGAGCCGUAUUAUUAAAAUGCAUUUGCCAUUCUGACCGCUAACCAAGGGUUGGCCCACCACAACUGAAAUCUUAAGGACUAUAACUUUAAUAUUUCAGUUUAGAUUUUAGUCAAAAAAAUCUAAAUGCAUAAACUAAUUGUGGGACGCUUUCAUCCAAAAUGAACCCUAGUCUGGACAGAUCAGUGCUCAGUGUCCUUCAACACAUUAUAACACAUCUGUACACUGCUGUUCAGUGAUGGUGCUCUGUUCUCACCACCGUCUAAAUACAACUCUAUCUACUGUGACGAAACAUUUUGAUAUGUUUGUAAAUUACUUUUGAAUAUGGUACUAGCUCUCAUCCUUAAUAUUAUUUUUAUAAUUACCAUAAGUACUUUGGUUUCUCAUGCUAACAGCAUUACAUCAUAUGAUGAUUAAACAGAAUGUGCCAUAAUGAUAGGUAGAUUUACACACUAUGCUAAACCAUUUUAUGUAUGUUCAAUGGUGGUUUGAUCCAACAAGUCAGUCAGUACAGCCCUUCAUUAAACAGCCAUGUAAUAUAAAGUGAAUUUUGUGUGGACUGAAAUACGAUCACACUGUGUUUCUCCAGAUUUAUCAUCUUGAAACUGGAACAUCCACACACCUUUUCCCUGAUUUAAAAUGGGGAAUUAGACAAUGCAGUGCAAUACAGUGUGUCACAGAUGGGUUUUUCCUCACAGACAGUGUUCAUCCGGGUUAGUCUGGUGUAGGAUUUCUCAGAUGUAUGUACUGUAUGUGACGGCUGUUGGAUAUCCACAGCAUCAUACCCAGGAACCUUGCCCACCCUCUCUCUUUCUGUCUUGCAAUUCAACUGAUGUUGUUAUCAAAUAUAUUAAAUGACAGUACAGAUUAUAUAAAUUCCAGUAUGAUGGGGGAAAAAAAAUACAUUUCAGUGUUCUGUAUCCUAUGAAUGAUACAAAAUAAACUUUGACAUUGCACCUUU
This is a messenger RNA of Sander lucioperca (pikeperch), 7860 nucleotides long. It is a transcript of the gene evi5l, whose product is annotated as EVI5-like protein. NCBI's taxonomy places the organism in Eukaryota, Metazoa, Chordata, Actinopteri, Perciformes, Percidae. The transcript is spliced from 20 exons. The record is from RefSeq and is a predicted model, not a curated record. Bases 557 to 3127 code for a protein of 856 amino acids.